Messenger RNA from Panicum hallii, 2443 nucleotides. RefSeq lists its product as uncharacterized. NCBI's taxonomy places the organism in Eukaryota, Viridiplantae, Streptophyta, Magnoliopsida, Poales, Poaceae. The transcript is spliced from 2 exons. The record is from RefSeq and is a predicted model, not a curated record. Bases 568 to 2334 code for a protein of 588 amino acids.
AAAGUUGCAGUAGUAGAAGCAACCAGCGUUCCGGCGUCCACCGGACCACCGUGUGCUGGGUGCACCGUGCUGACCAAUCAGGUGAGGUUGCGCGGGCCGCGGCCGGAGCCCGGAGGGGCACGUCGGCAGCGCGCGCCCCCGGCGUCCCCACCGCCUUCACUCCGGAUCGAUGCGCUGGUUGGUGGGCGCCGUGCGGGCAAAGUCGCGGCGGGAGGACUCGGAUUCCAAGCUCCCUCCACCAACCCAAGGCACGGAUAGGUGGCAGGCAGGCGCCGUGUCCUUUUCUUCUUGGCGCGCGCGGCCCCCGGCCUUUUCGGGUCGAGGCGGCAAGCGUCAAACCCUGUGACGAAGCCAAAUCCACCAUGCGGGCAUAAAGAAAAUGCCUUCUCCCUUCCCCAGGCCGUGGGCCGGAUCGUGGUACUCCGCUGCUUGCCGCCGCUGGCUGAUGAGCCGAUGAGGCGCGUGUCCUCCGGUCGCUAGCCUUGCCGGCCGUCUAGCGCGGAGGAGCCCGUCCCGUCCGUACCGACCCGGCACGCGGCGGCUUCGGGCGAAUCCGGCGGGCACGCGAUGCGCCAGCGGUGGGGCGGCUGCUUCUCGGGCGGCGACGUCCGCGUGGGCGGGCGCCCGCUCGAGGAGCCGGAGCCGGAGGUCUUCGCCUUCGCCGAACCCCUCCCGGCGUGGGCCCCAGGUGGGGGAUUCGCGCGGGGGAGGAUGUGCAUCGGCGGAGGGGAGCUGGAGCUCGCCGCGGCCACGUCGUUCCAGAAGAUCUGCACACUGUCGUCGACGGGGCGGGGCGGCAGCAGCACCACCUUCUACCGGCCGGUCGGCGUCCCGGAGGGGUUCUGCCUCCUCGGGCACUACUGCCAGCCCAAUUGCCGCCCGCUCCACGGCCACCUCCUCGUCGCGAGGUUGGGCGCGCGCCCGACCGGCGCCCCGCUCAAGCCGCCGCCGCUCUGCGCGCCGCGGGACUACACGCUCGUCUGGGAGUUCCGCGCUGGUGGUGGCAGUGGCAGCCGUGGCGAUGCCGGCUCCUGCUACGGCCUCUGCGACGCCUACUUCUGGGUCCCCGUGCCGCCGGUGGGGUACAAGGCGCUCGGGUGCCUCGUGACGACCGAGCCACAGAAGCCGCCGUUCGACGAGGUGACCUGCGUCCGCGCCGACCUCACGGACGAGUGCGAGCCGCACGGCUCGCUGCUCCACCUGCAGCUCGCGCGGCCGCCGUCGUCCUCGGAGUCCUGCGCGCCGGCCUUCGCCGUGCGCGGCGUGAGGCCGGUGCACCGGGGGAUGUGGGGCAAGGGAGUGGGCGCGGGCACCUUCUGCUGCGCCGCGGACGGCGCCGCCCCGCGGGAGCAGGGCAUGGCGUGCCUGAGCAACGUCGAGCUCGACCUGUCGGCGAUGCCGACGCUGGAGCAGGCGCACGCCGUGAUCCGGCACUACGGCCCCACGCUCUUCUUCCACCCCAAGGAGGUGUACCUGCCGUCGUCCGUCUCCUGGUUCUUCAAGAACGGCGCCGCGCUGUACAAGCGGGGCGGGGACGGCGCGGGCGAGGAGGUCGACGGCGAGGGGUCCAACCUCCCGGGCGGCGGGUGCAACGACGGGGAGUACUGGAUCGACGUUCCCAGCGGCGAGCGGGGCCGCGCCUUGUGCCGCGGCAACAUCGACAGCGCGGAGCUCUACGCACACGUGAAGCCGGCCAUGGGCGGCGCGUGCACGGACGUGGCCAUGUGGGUGUUCUGCCCGUUCAACGGCCCGGCGCGGCUCAAGCUCGGCCCGAUCAGCCUCCCGCUGGGCAAGACCGGGCGGCACGUCGGGGACUGGGAGCACUUCACGCUCCGCGUCAGCAACCUCACCGGCGAGCUCAUGGGCGUGUACUACUCGCAGCACAGCGGCGGGCACUGGGUGGACGCGUCGGCGCUGGAGUACACCGACGGCAACCGGCCCGUGGUGUACUCAUCCAGGAACGGGCACGCGAGCUACGCGUACCCCGGCGUGUACCUGCAGGGCUCGGCGGCGCUCGGGAUCGGCAUCCGCAACGACGCCGCGCGGAGCUGGCUGUUCGUGGACUCCAGCGCCAAGUACCGCAUCGUGGCGGCGGAGUACCUGGGCGAGGGCGCCGUCGCCGAGCCGCAGUGGCUGCAGUUCAUGCGGGAGUGGGGCCCGACGGUGGUGUACAAGUCGAGGAAGCGGAUGGAGUGGAUAGUCGGGCGGCUGCCACUCCGGAUCAGGUGCCGAGCGGAGAACAUGCUGAACAAGAUGCCCAACGAGCUGUCCAGGGAGGAAGGGCCGACCGGCCCCAAGGAGAAGAACAACUGGGAGGGGGACGAGAGGUGGUAGGAACGGAAAAGGGCUUCGAUUUAUUGGCGUGCUUUGUUGUACAACUGAGAUGAUUGUGCUAGAACUAGCGACUCAGAUUGUUUGCAACAAAAUUGUUGAGUGCUCGAAA